AUGGCACAGCCUCAACCAGGUGGUCAGGAUUACCUCGACAAGGCUGUCGACAAGGCCGAACAAAUGGCAGGCAAGAAGAGUGGCCACCAAAUCGACUCUGCGAAGAUGAGGGGUACCAACGAGAAGAUCACGGACAAGCUUCGCGGCAUGUUCGAGAAGUUCACGGGCAAGAAGGUGCCUGCCAAAGUCUCCAACUAG
Messenger RNA from Recurvomyces mirabilis, 198 nucleotides. RefSeq lists its product as uncharacterized. The transcript is spliced from 3 exons. Lineage: Eukaryota; Fungi; Ascomycota; Dothideomycetes; Mycosphaerellales; Teratosphaeriaceae. The coding region runs from base 1 to 198 and encodes 65 amino acids. The record is from RefSeq and is a predicted model, not a curated record.